UCUAUAUCGAAAUAAAACGAGGAAGAGAAAGGUGCGUUAGCGAGAAUACAGACCGCACAGUUACUGUAGACUGUUAUAUGUUCGUGUCUUUAAUCAAACAUUGACUAAGAGAGCGUCGCGACCGUGUUGUUUUUACGGGGAAAUCAGGAAUCAUUCCGCUUCCCAAUGAAAAAAAAAACUGAACGGAAGUUGAACUGGUAGGCCCUCUGUGUGUCGGGGUCAUCUUCCCCUCAACUGUUGUCUGGUGGUAACUGUACAGUAGAAGACUAAAACUUCCAAAGGGUUUGACCAUUAUCCGGAGUUGUGAUAAGCACCGCCCCUCUGGAUCAAAUCUAUUGAAAGUGGUCCAGUCUGUUUUCUGUGGUGGGGCUAAGCGAAGGGAGCAGUAUCCUAUCACUACCUGUUUCCCAGGCAAUGAAGCUGCAGGCGGUGAUGGAGAACCUGCACAGACAGCACAGAGCCAAACUGCUGAUGGAGCAGGCGGGGCUGUCGCACAACCCCAUCACCACAGGGGAGGAGCUUAAGGUGUACCCCACCUCCGACACAGAGCAGGCUCAGAUGGCGACGUUGGCAGCCAUGCGGGCAGUGGCUGCUGGACUUCAGAGGGCCGGCAGCCCCAUGUCUGAACGCAGCAGUGUAGGAGAGGAAAAUGAUGAAGAGGAGGAGGAAGAGGACGGAGAGGAGCAAUACAAUAAUAUGAUGGGGUCUGAAGAGGAAGAUCAAAUAAAGCAGAAAUGGGAUGAAGAUGAUUUUGAGGGGGAGAUGGAGGAGGACUAUGAUGAUGAUCUGGGUGAUGAAGGAUUUCCGUCAGGUCGUGAGGCUGUCACCCCGGGCAGAGGCAUCCUCUUAUUACCCCACCGCCGUUUAAACCCUCACUCCCAGUUGCUAAAAGCUCGGCCCAGUUCUGAAACUGAACCGUGGGUGUCAACUCACCCUGCUCAUUCGUCCCACGGACCUCUCCAUGGGCAGGACCAUGCAGACUUGACCUAUGAAGAGCAGUUCAGACAGCUCUAUGAACUGGACAAUGACCCAAAGAGGAAGGAGUUCCUGGAUGAUCUGUUCAGCUUUAUGCAGAAAAGAGGGACACCAGUGAACAGGAUCCCCAUCAUGGCCAAGCAGGUGCUGGAUCUUUACAUGCUAUACCAGCUGGUGACUGAGAAGGGGGGGCUGGUGGAAGUCAUAAAUAAAAAGUUGUGGAGGGAGAUCACGAAAGGGCUGAACCUGCCGACCUCCAUCACCAGUGCUGCCUUCACUCUCAGAACACAAUAUAUGAAGUAUCUGUAUCUUUAUGAAUGUGACAAGAGAAGCCUCAGCAAUCCCAAUGAGCUCCAAGUGGCCAUUGACAGUAACCGGCGUGAGGGACGCAGGCAGGGAUUCGGUAGCUCGCUCUUCACCUACUCGCCCAACGGAACGCCUACCAUGCUGUCCUCUCCCAAACUCUCUUUGCCACAUAUGGGCAUCACUCUGCCCAGCAACGGAACCUCUCUCUCAUCCUUACAGAAAUUUAAAAAGGAUGACAAUGGAGUUCAGGCUCGUCUGCCUGUGUCUCUAGCCAGUCACUCAGUAGCUGCGGCCCAGGCUGCGGCUGCACAGGCAGCCACCAUCGCACAGUUAGCUGCACUAGAGCAGCUGCAGGAGAAGUUGGAGUCGGGGGAACCACCGGAGAAGAGGAUUGCACUGCCACUGCAGGAACACCAGCGACUCAUGCAGAGAGCCUUGCAGCACAACCUGCUGGCCAUGACAGCACAGAUCCCCAUGAACAUACGCAUCAACAAUCAAGAGAGCAGUCCAGACUCUGCCUUGAACUUGACCACCAAUGGCCUCAAUAGCAUCAGCAUGUCAUUGGAACUUAAUGGGGUCGUCUACACAGGUGUACUCUUCGCCCAGGCCGUGGCACCAACCUCAUCAGGGGUAUCUAAUAUAUGUUCCACAGGCAACAAUGGACCUCAAUCGGUUCUCCACACGCCUACCUCAUCCUCCUCCAACAGCCAAUCACCAUAGCCCCUCAGACUCUCAACCCUCUCAGUGCAAAACCAAAGCCAAAAUGCCUCAGUUACUACAGAAGAUAUCCCUAAAAAAAACCAUGCAGGAAUAACUGAAUCACUCUGAACUUGAAGUACACUAGCUCAGGUCUUUUAUUUACACUCUCCUGUGUUCAGGAGCCAAAAGAAAUCUAAAAUAACAACAGAAUUUAUUAUAAAGGUAGUGAUUUAUAAUGUAUAUGCAAAACUUGUGAAUAAUUUAAUUCUCUUUCUGCGAGCACACUGUCUGGCGUAAAAUAAAUCAGCAGUGUCGAAUUCUGCUUUAUAGGGUUUUAUAGUCUGACUGACAUAAGCUUUUCGUCUAUAGGAUAAAUCUUAACAAUACUUUUAUUCUUAUAACUUGUGAUGCAAACAGCUUAAGGGUCUGAACUAAUAAUAUAUUAUUGUACAUUUUAUUUUCUCUGUGUAUUUAUCUGCAGUGCCUUGUGAAGGUUUUAUUGUCAGCACAGUUUGAAUGCGCUGUUGUUGACAGGCAAUGUCUGAACUUCAUGAUGGUCUGAAGAUUAUUAUUAUUAUCAUUUUUGUAACCUUUGUUGAUGAGUAUUCAACAUUUCAAUUUCCCAUCUCAGAUGUCUACACUGCGAUAGCGAUAAUGAUCGUAAUAUCAGUGAUUUGAACAUUCAGGUUAAAGAAAGUCAAAAGAAAACUAUUAUGAGGAAAGAUAGGCAUGUGUUUUUAACCAGUUUUUCAUGUUUCAUGUUUGUUUACGUUUGCUUCUCCAUUGCGACUGGCAAACUCCAUGAGCCACUCGAAGGGGGCUGGGGCGUUGCAGAGCUCGAACGGCAUGACUCUGAACUGCCACAGUCUACCAACUAUUCUUCUUGGCCCAUAGUGGCUCUAAAGUAGAUGUUGAACGAGGUCAGAUGUUGUUUUACAUCAUUUUUGAGCUUUCACUCAGCUAUUUUCAAAAAUCACAGUUUGACAAUUAACAAGACAGUAUAAUAAUAGAUUUACUUUAUGAUUUGAACUAAUGACCAAAAACAAAAAAAGCAGGAAUCUGUGAAAAUUAUAAAUAUGAUAUUGGAUUGUUUAAAAGUGACUAUUGGUUAGAGCAGAAUUAUAUUAGAUUAGAAGGAAGUGGUUUCCUGUGUUUAGGAAUAUUAUAUCACAACCUUCAGGGAUGUUUUUGAUCAUUUUAAUAAUCACCUGUUCCGGCCAGUGAGAAGGUCUUGUUCUUGUCAAAGUGUAGCUCUAAUUCAUAAAUUAUGUCAAACUUCUCUAGCAUUACACUGUAUGCAAGGUCAAAAUGCCCAUUUGGUGGGCGUAUAGGGGUAAAACAUCUUUUGAAUGACAGAGCAACUAUUCUCUGAGCUGAUAAGAAGUUUAAAACAAUCUUAGGGAGAGUUGGUUAAGGCAUUGGGAAAUUGGGUUUGUCUGGAACAGCUUCCACCAAUUGCAGGGACAGUUUUCUUUGGAGCAACUUGAAGUUAAAUGCUAUGAUCCCUCCUUACUUGGGAUCAGAUCCUUAACCAUUCAGCUAUCGCCAUCUCUCUCUUAUUAUAAUGCUUUUCACUGAGGUACUCUUGAAACCACUGCAUAACACUUCCUUAUUACUUUACAAGGACCACCUUGGUGGUAGCUGUACAAAUAAGUGUAGAAAGUGUGAACGUUUCUAUCUGUAUUUUGUAUUGUACAUUUCAUUACAGUUUUAUAUAUUAAGAAUCAUCAAUAUACCAUAACUAAAACUCUGCCAGUACUACCAGAAUGUCUCUACCUCAAAGACUCAAAACCAGUUGCAAACCUUCCCAGCUUUUCACAUCAAAUUUACAACAGUGUGAUGUAGAACUGGAUGGCCACAUUUAUGCCACAUUAAAUUUAACUCGGAUGUAUUAGCCAUGAUAUCUUUUAAAGCCUCUUUUUGCUCUUAACUGUAAAAACAGAUGUUUAAUCUGCCUACCUUUAGAAGGAAGAUCCUCAACUUUAGAGUGACCGAUUUUUGUCAUUUUGAUGGCCUGUAUGCAGUUUGUUUUGAUCAUGCAGUCGAUUGUUCAUAGAAACAAUACUGUUACCACACGGAGUAAGGAAAAUAUACAACACCUGAAAUUCAAAAUUUAAAGCAGUUUGUAACAAUGAGAGGGGUGUGUUUUACUCUGAUGUAUGCAAAGUUUUGACAAAGAAAAAAAUAGUGCUGAUGUAGUCAGGUUUAUUGCAAAGACAACCAAAAUUGCUGUACAAUAAAGCAUGCAAACCUUUUAGCUAUUAUUGCAGGAUGCCUUAUGAUUUGAUCAUUUCUCUGUAGAGCUUAGUGUCACACUAAAAGUAAUGUGACUCACUUUUCCAAUGCAUAAACAGCUGUGAAAUUUAGGUUUUAUGUUAAAACAAGGCAUUUGUCGUCUUCUCAGGAAAUACACUUCUACCUCUAGUUACCCAGAUUUGUUCAUCCUAGUGCAGUAGUUACAGUGCAUGUAACAUUUAUUCUACCUUUUUGUAAUGAUAAUACAAAAUGGUUUCCUUGGCACACUUACUCAAGUUUUUAUUAAUAUUGUUAUUAUUAAUUGCAGAUUCAACCAGUAUAUUAUAGACGACUUCUUUUUUCAAACUUAAUAUCUCUUCCCUAUGUGUGUGCUUUUUAGUUUUUCUUGAUUUGUUUGGACUAAAUGGAAAAUUUCUCCUAGCACAAGAGACUCAGGAGAGCCCAGAUUUUGAUUUUGGCACUGAGUGUCAUACCGAUGCUACAUUGUGUGCAUUUCCCCUCAUGCGUUUAUAAAACUUUUAAAUUGCAUAGUGGCAACCUUUUGACUGCUUAUCUUAUGGGGUGAAGGACAAAGACAAUCGUAACCUAUUUAAUCUAUUCUUUGUUUGUGUGAAUAAUUAACUUUAUUUUGAAUAUAUAUAUAUAUAUAUAUAUAUCUCAAUAUGUAAUUUGGGGGAUGGGAAAUCCAAAGAAUGUCCACAUAUGCUGUUAUGGCCUGACUGUUAUGGAUUCAAACUAUUUUGGAGAUGAGAUAUCAACUCUACCUCUCCCAAUCAGAAUGCUGAUAACCCAGUAAAAUUGACUGUCUACCAAAACAACAAACCUGUUCACCUCAACACACAUGUAAAAUAAAUGUUGUUAACCGUUGAGCUGAUGUGUUCUUUUAACUGAAUUUUGAAUCAUUCUAUGCCUUUUAAUGGUAAUUAAAGAGAAUCAAUUUGGGUGUGACUUGCUUUCUGCUGUGUUUUAGUAUGUUAUUGCUCUGUUAAAAAAGUUCAUGUUGAUGAGUUUUGAGGUUUCAGAGUUUGCUAAAUUAACUCUUGAAGUUUACAUUUUAUUGUCAAGCGUCAGAUUUUUCAGUGUUUUCUUUUCAGCUGU
Molecule: messenger RNA, 5334 nt
Organism: Xyrauchen texanus (razorback sucker)
Lineage: Eukaryota; Metazoa; Chordata; Actinopteri; Cypriniformes; Catostomidae
Product: AT-rich interactive domain-containing protein 3A-like
Exons: 9
Coding region: 415-2001 (528 amino acids)
Biological process (GO): regulation of transcription by RNA polymerase II
Cellular component (GO): nucleus
Molecular function (GO): DNA binding
Source: RefSeq, a predicted model, not a curated record